Molecule: messenger RNA, 3419 nt
Organism: Trematosphaeria pertusa
Lineage: Eukaryota; Fungi; Ascomycota; Dothideomycetes; Pleosporales; Trematosphaeriaceae
Product: ankyrin
Exons: 4
Coding region: 52-3351 (1099 amino acids)
Molecular function (GO): protein binding
Source: RefSeq, a predicted model, not a curated record
CUCGCACAUCCUACCUCUCGUCCUACUGUAAACCCGUUUCUAGUGUCAACCAUGGCCAACCUCGACUGGGAAUCCCACAAGGCCGAGAUCGAGCGCAUUUACGUGAGAGAAAAGAAGACGCUCACUGAGCUGAGAUCGAUCAUGCAAUCUACCUGGAAUUUUCACGCGAGCAAAGCUCAAUACGAAGGAAAGUUUAAGGAAUGGGGAUUUCAGAAAAACCGGAUGAGAAAAUCGGACUGGACAUAUAUCAGCAACCAAAUAACCAAGAGGAAAAGAGAGAGCGGCAAGGACAGUGAAGUGUACAUUGAUGACAUUCAGUGCCCGUCACCAAAAGUUCGGAAGGAAACUGCUCGACAAGGCUUCCGCACAACGUAUGAAGAAUUCUGCCAAGUUCCCUCGCCUAAAACACCGGAAGGAAUCGUUGUUUGCUCACCAGGACCGUCGGUUUUGCAGCUAAAUUGGGACCAGAACCUUCCCUGGUUCCAAUUCGUGAGAUUUCUGCGCAUGCAGAAUGGCCAAGGGUGUGAACCGCUCUUAAGAUUUCCCGCUGUAACAGUACCUGGUCAGACACGUCUUCAUGGCCAAAGCGACAUCGUGAGCGGUCUCGGCUCAGUUUUACCGUGGACUAGGACCCAGAUCCUGCGACAUAUUCCGAGUACCUCUCGAACUGCCGCAGUCCUGAGCAUAAUCAUGCCGGAAGAGCAUGAAGGACAACACCUCACCACUUCUGAGCGAAUAUGCAGCCUAGGAGACAGCUCGGAACUUGAGCUGUUCUUACUAUCAAACAAUUUCACGUUCCAGGAACAGUGUGCCGACUUAUCACUCACCGACAGUGCGAGGCUGUACGACGAGCGGAUUAUGAGCACGUUACAGAAAUCUGGGUUGAAUGACGUUCGGAAUUUUGAACUGCUGCUCCGUAUGGAAUCAGCCACUGCUAUGGCCAUAGCGGAGAAGUUAUUCGCGAGCGCGAUCAGGUCCAACGACUUUGAAACCAUUCAGGCCAUGCUAAAAGCCGGCAUGAAUCCAAACACACUCAUAGACAGUCCGGUCUACCUUAAUCCAGUCACCCCUCUGGAACAUGCAGCAAGUAUCGAAGACCAUGGAUCAUCCAUCAAAAUAGCCCGUCUCCUUGUAUCAUACGAAGCCCGGGUCAACCGGGAAGGAGGCGAUCUCUCGGCGCUUUGCCAUGCAACCGAGGCGGAGCAUGCAGAAAUGAUGGCAUUUCUUAUAGCAAACGGAGCACGUGUCACACCAAUGUCACUUGAGUGUGCUGCAUGGACGGAAAAUUUCGAACUCAUACGGAUGCUCCUGGAUGCAGGUGGAGACAUCAACACAAAACUUCCAGCGACCAGCACAUAUGAAGAUGGCCGGACGACACUUGGGAUCGCCAUACAACAAGAGAAUCCUGGGCUAGUACACGACCUACUAGAGGAAGGUGCGGACACCAAUAUACCACAGCCGAGUCUUUACAGCUAUUUCUAUCAUCGGCCUUUGAGAGAAGAGACGACGGCGCUGGGUUUAGCGGCCGAGAUGGGGAAUCUGGAAAUCCUGGAGCUUCUGCUUGAGGCUCGGGCAAAUGUCAACAUCGAUCCUGGGUUAUACUUCUGUCCGCUCAGGUUGGCUGUAGAACGUGGCCACACUGAUGUUAUCGAGCGUCUGUUACAUGCUGGCGCUGAUGUUCGUAGCGCAGAUGUGAAUGGGGAAAGGACCCUUCUCCAACCGGCUACGUUCCAUGGCGACGCCAGAAUGUGCAGGAUCCUGUUGGAAAGAGGAGCUACCGUGGAAGUCCCUACGUCAGGGAAUCGGCGCUUCCCUCCCUUGCUGUCCGCCAUACUCAGCAAUAGCGUCGAAACCGUUUCCAUGCUCUUGAGUUACAAAACAUCAGUCGAUGCCGUUUACUAUCAAAGAACCGCGAUCGGAGAGGCUGUAGCAACCGGAAAUAUUCAGUUGAUCGAAAUGCUACUGCAAGCCGGAGCCUCUAAAGUGGGAAAAGAUAUUCGGCGCAUUGGGAACAUGGAGGCCGCAGGAUAUUUGGAACGCCGCAAAAUGUUGCAGGAUAUCGUAUCAAAUAAUGGGCGAAGACUCCUCGCUGCGGCGAUUUCUGAAGAGAAAGAGGACCUGGUGAAUUGCCUCCUAAGAUAUAACGCCGACCGAACCGUUAGCCUCCCGGUAUGCUCUACGGAGAUAUCUAGUCCAUUGGAAGCGGCAAUAUCUACGGGGGACAUGCAGCUGGCAAUACUACUCAUUAAACGCGGAGCUUGGAUUACUCGCAACGAAUUGAGUGCAGGUGUGUGGGAAGCCCUUGGAACCGGGAAUGACGCCAUCAUCCGCACCUUAAUUGCAUACGCUGGUCCUCGGUACGGCUUCUCCUUCUGCUCAACCACUGUGAACAUGGCUGUCCAACAACGAAACCAUAGCCUUGUUCAGUUCCUUUUAGACGCUGGAGUUGACCCAAAGGGACGGCCGAACACCCCGGAGUAUCUCGAUCUUGAAAGUUUCCGAAAACAGGCGGGCUGGUGGCGUAGUGAUACCUUGCCAAAUCACAUAGAGUCCGUCCUCGAAACAGCAGCCCGGCUAGGCGACAGUUCGAUGCUGCAAAUCCUCCUCGAGGCAACAGAUUGGGAGCCCCGACAUACUGGACAGGCCCUUACGAUCGCAAUCGAGAGCAAACACAACCAUCUCGUGCAGGGCCUCUUAGACGCUGGGGCAGAUCCCAACAGCAUUCUAUACAGCUACGGCACAAGCACGACGCCACUUGAUGCAGCUGUAGCGAAGCAAUGUAUUCCAUUGGUCCAAACUCUCCUCGAACGUGGUGCGAACAUCGAUUUGCUCGGCGGUGGCUUUUUCUCGCGUACACCCCUUCAAAAAGCAGUGGAGAUAGGAAACGUCGAACUGGUAGAUAUGCUGCUGGAAGCAGGUGCCAAUGUCAAUGGCCCAAUAGCUGUCAAGGGUGGAGCUACCGCACUACAAAUUGCGGCGAUUACGGGAUACCUGGGUAUCGCCCGCAAACUGCUUAAUGCUGGCGCGAACGUCAAUGCAAAGGCCAGCUACCGUGAUGGAAGAACGGCAUUGGAGGGUGCGGCAGAAAAUGGUCGUAUUGACAUGCUAUACAUGCUUCUCGGCGAAGGCGCAGCUAUUGAAGGCCGUGCCAGAAGGCAUUAUGUUAGAGCCAUCAAAUUGGCGGACAUAAACGGUCAUGGUGCUGCUGCAAAACUCCUGAGAUCUUGGAGUGACUGGACAGAGUUGGAUUCUCGUCAGUAUGACGAAGAGUUUGUUGGGACGGAGGAGUCUGAGUAUGACACAGAUGAGCAAAUGGACGAAAUGGACGAAAUAACAACGGAUGCGGAAUAGAAGAAGCACAGUCGACAUGGUACAGGUUAGAUAGUAGCAGAUAAUGGUAAAGAGGAAUGACGAAUGCU